UUGUUUAUGUGUUGAAACAGGAAGGGAGCAAGUUGCUCUUCCUUUUAAAUGAUAAAGUUAGUAAAUACACAUAAAUCGUCUUUGGAGCCUGUUUUGGGUAAACGCGUGUCAUGUAGAAGUACUCCGUGCAGCAUUCACCAAGACAGCCAAGUGUUGUCUUCCUGUUUACAACAGCUGUAGUAACUACGACAACCACGGACGCGUUUGGCUGAAGGUCGCCAGUUAACAGGGUCGCUGGAUACACCGAAACACCGGCGUAAUCUCGUGCGUAAUGAUCAAAAAUGUUCCGAGCAGCACCUGAAGGCAGCACCACGCUGACGUCAGACUCCCAGGUGAGACGGAGACGCCCUCACCUGGAGCACAGCACAGGUUAAAGAAGAAGAAGAAGAAGAGCUGGAUCCACCGGUUUCAGUGAUGUCUGCUUUAUGAAAAAAACCCACACAAUGCUCCCGUGGAAAGUCUCUGCUCUUCGGCCGGUGUCUUUGUUUUCCUCUUGUACUUGUUGUUUUCACUGAGGAGGGAGGAUCUUUAACUUCCCAGCUUUAGUGAGGGAAAACAACCGACAGUAUCAUCACAGGGACGGAAAGAAACUCUCGCUGAGGAUUGAAACGUUUCGACUAAUUAAACGUUGAAUAACCAAACACUCAACGAGGGCAGACGCGGAGCAGCUCUGAUGGAUCGGUACGGUGACCUGGAUCUGGAUCUGGAUUGUGAAGAAGGAGGCGUAGCUCAAAAAGCAGCGAUAUUCGGUGGGAUGUUCAAAAAAUCCACCAAGUCUGCUGAACCACUUCUCCAAGCACAGGACAGUUUAUCGCUCAGCAGUGAACUUUCAAAGAGCAGCGAUAGUCUGACUGACAACAGCACCAAGGAGAAGGGGGGCGUAUUUAAAGGAGUGUUUAAGAAGACAACCAAAGCUGCUAAAGACUGGCAGCCAGAGGUCUCCCUCAAAAUACAUAAUCCUGAACUGUCUGUCAGUAGUGGCAUCUUAACAGACAACAAGUCGUCAAAGGAAAAAUCGGGUGUGUUCGGUGGGCUACUGAAACGAUCUAAACCAGGACAUGUCCGGAGGCCUUCACAGGAUCUUUUGGACACCGAGUUCACAGCCAGUAACGACAGUCUGUCUGAGAACACCACGACUAAGGAGAAAGGAGGGGUGUUCAGCGGGAUGUUUAAAAAAUCUAAGCCUUUUGGAGCGAGGACACAAUCUCAGGAGGAUUUGUCUGCACCCAGCGAGCUCUCGGGCAGCAAAGACAAUCUUUCUGUGAAUAGCAACACUAAGGAAACAGGAGGGAUGUUCAGUGGGAUGUUUAAAAAAUCGCCAAAGCCUUUCGGAGCGAGGACACAAUCUCAGGAGGAUUUGUCGGCACCCAGCGAGCUCUCAGGCAGCAGCGACAAUCUGUCUGUGAAUAGCAACACUAAGGAAACAGGAGGGAUGUUUGGUGGGAUGUUUAAAAAGUCUCCAAAGCCUUUUGGAGCGAGGACACAAUCUCAGGAGUGUUUGUCUGAACCCAGUGAGCUCUCAGGCAGCAACGACAAUCUGUCUGAGAACACUAAGGAGAAAGGAGGCAUCUUUGGUGGUGUGUUCAAAAAGAAAGGGGCCAAAUCUCAGUCUCAGGAUGAUCUGUCUGUGGAUAGUGAGCUCUCUGCCAGCAGUGACAGUCUCACAGAGAAACCGUCAAAGGGUGGAGCUCCAGCAAAGAUCCUGAAGAAUCCUUUCACCUCCUCAUCUCAGGAUAAGGAAAAGACGGGACACUCGGGAGACUUAAGUGAGAAUACCUCUGCUGCAGAGAAGCCCAAAGCCAAGCAGAACGGUUUUAGUGCGAUGAUCAAGAGCACCUUCCACACUGACAAGCAGGAGAAGGACUCUGACUGUGAGGAGAUAGUGGACAAUGAAGAGAGCCAGCCCAGUCACAAACAGAGUAAAUUUUCUGAGGCGAUGGAAAAGAUGAACCCAUUUCGAUCUCCAAACAAACAUGAGAAGCAGACAAGCUCAGAUGACGAGGAGCCAUCUGCAAGCAGUGAGAAGUCAUCCGGCAACAAACAGAAAGACACAGAAGACACACAGGCCCUCAAGGAGAACGCAAAACAAGGGGAAGAGAAACCCAAACCGGUCAAAAGCAACAAAACCCAGCGAGAGAGGAAGGACAGAAGUGAAACUCCAACGGCUCCACCCAGACCAACCGAAGAGGAGAUGAAGAGGACGUCCACAUACGACAAAGUAACAGCAAGAGAAGCUGUGGAUAAUCAGGAUAACAAGGACAUGAUCUCCAGAUCUGCCAGACCGUCAGAAGAGAGCCAACCAGACGAUAAAGGCCUCAAAGACGAAUCGGCUGAAGCCAAAGAGGGAGACGAGGGGAAACCUCCAGAGAGCAAAACAACCAAGGUGAAAAAACACAAGCACCACAAUCCGUUCAUGUCAAAUGCUGGAGCCAAGGCUCAGUCUGACGAUGAAGGGCUGGAAGAAGAAAACGAUUCUUCUAAGGAUGAAAAGAAAGAUGAGGAGGGCAAAGACAAAACACAGACCAAAAUCAAGAAACCUAAGAGAUACAAUCCCUUCAUGCCUCGCGUCAAGGGUAAAGCUAUACAGAGGAACGCACAGGACGGAGCAGAGAAUGACGGUGGAAAUAGAACCUUGUUUGACCAGCUGGAGGACCUCCGUGUUGACCCAUCACAGCAUGAAGACAGACGGGAUGUGGACAACCUCAUGGGGUGGUGGAACAACGUGGAGUCUUGGGAGGACACGCCUCAAAAUGAUGACAUGACAGAAAAAGAAGAGGCCAAGGCGUUUGCUGUGACGGCAGAGAAAGUGCAGAAGGGCAUCCGUGUCUUCAACAAGCUGUUCUCGGAGCGCGCUGAGAGCCUCUGGCAGCACGUCAUCGACCUCAACGGCAUCGCAGACGCCCUGGACAAGUUCAGCAAGAACACAAAGAUCGCUCAAAUCACCGGCGGCUCUACCAGCGCCAUCGGGGGCGUGGCCACCAUCGCCGGCCUUGCUCUGGCCCCGGUCACCAUGGGAGUCUCCUUGAUUGUGACAGCGGUGGGAUUGGGUGUCGCCACGGCAGGCGGUCUGACAUCGGCAGGUGCCGGCAUCUCCAACCAGGUCAACAACUCCAUGGACCGCAAGAAGGUGGAGAAGAUUGUGCAAGAUUAUCAGGAGAAGAUGGUCGACCUCAACAAGUGCCUGAAAUUCAUCAAGCAGGGUAUCGAGAACCUGAAGAGGUUCGACCUGAUGAAGAUGAAAAAACACGCCUACAACCGUGACUUCCCUGUGCUCAGUAGCAGUUUCUAUGAGGACGGCGCCAUGGCAGGGAAGGCCAUCCUCAUCAGCGCAAAUGAGAUCAUGCGUGUGGUGCAGAUCGCCAACGUGGCGGGCAGCACGGCAGCCAGAGCGGUCCAGAUCGCCAGUAUGGCCACUGGUGUGCUCACCGGGCUCUUUGUAGGUAUGGACAUCUACUUUGUGGCCAAAGACUCCAAAGAACUCAAGAAAGGGGCCAAGUCAGAGUUUGCUGCCAAAAUCCGGGAGGUGGCCACGCAGCUGCACGAAGGUCUGGUGGAGCUCAACGGGAUACGGGAGGAGCUGCAGGCCACCUCGCCGGAAACGGAGGGAGGCAAAGAUCCGGCUGCUUUGAAGAGCGACAGCAAAGAGAAAGAGGACAAACAUGACAGUUCAAGUGAGGAUGAAAUCGACCGCAUUAAAAAAGCCAUUAAAAAGGACUACGAGAACCGAGAAUAUGUUUGAAGAAACUUUAAAAACUGGAAAAAGGCCUUAAAUUGUGUGCAAGUGUGUGAGGUGUUUUCGGCUCAAAACUCCAACAUACUGCUGCAUUCUUGGUGCCAACGUCUUAAAAUAGAAAACUACAAUCAGGCCUAUUUUGUAUGAGGAAACUUUAUUCUUGAUACAGUAAUACAGUAGUUUCUCAAAUUUCUGAACUUUAUGAACCUGACUUCUUGAAUCUUAACAGCAUACCCACCGCUGAGAGGAACUGAGGCUUUGCGGUAGAUAAAGUAUCGUAUCUGCUUCUCUGGCUGCUGUGCCAAGUGUGAAACUGCCAAGUGGUCUUCAAGAAAAUGGGCUUCAAAGCUUUAACUGCAGCAUGUAUUUGGAUAGUUUUAGAUUAAGUAAAAAAAAUGUUUCAAAGUACUUACUAGAUUUGAUCAUUAGACUUUAAAGUGUUGCUUAGAGUUUUAUCAGUGUGUUGGUUCAUAUUGAAACACUUAUCAGGUGUAGAGAUUGUGUAUGUGCUUAAGAGACGAGUGCCUUUAUUAUUUAAACAACCUUAGAAAUACACUAAUGUGGCAUAAGUCUUCACGACACAGUCUUGUUUUAAAAAAAAAAUGUAAUAUAAACCUUUGUUUUAGAUUGUUUUUACACAAUUAUGUUGCGUAAGAAGCAGGAUGGGGUUGCACCAGCAGUUUGUAAAUAUGUAGCUUCUAUCUAUCAAACUAGUGAUUCACUAAAUCGGGGUUGCACCAUUAAAACUUCAGGAAUGUCUUAGUACAGACUUAAAUAAUGUGUUAGGAAACACACAAGCACCUUAAUCACAGUUUUAGGGAACGAGUGAUAUAUUGUCUUAACUGCCAAUACUCUGACAAUGUUUGCACUAGUUUGUUUUAGUAAUAUGAAAUAUGUUUUAGAAAUGUGUUUGAGUUAGUAGUAUUUUGCAAUUAAGGAUGAGUGGGAAAUAUCUGAUUAUGCUAACCUAGCCAACUUUAUUUGGUCAUUUAGUAUUGGGUUUUUCCUUUUUUUUUUUUUUUGUAAUUCAUGGUAUACUAUGUUUCUUACCACUUAAGAACAUUAUUAAAUAUGAUUUUGAUCUAGUGUCACGUCAGGUUUGUGAACCAAAUGUCCUCUUAUCUCUAAACUGGUCAUAUGUUAAUGAGCUUACAUUAGCUAAGCAGCUGCUACACCUGUCAGUUACUGGGUGUAAAUAUUUACAACUAAUCACUACAUGAGAAUCAGUUGUUGUGGAUCCACCUGUUUUAAUUUAAUGAUGUGUAAUCUGUACUUUGUAAACACUUGGAACAGCUCGGUCAACAUAAGACACAAACGUAAAAAGCUGUCAGGAGAACUAAUGGGAGAAUAUGAUGGUCCCCUUUUUCUUUCAAUACUCUGCCGAGUUAAGUCAAAGGUUUCUACCACGUCUUCUGUCCGAUUAGAUGGUUUCAAGGUGUAAAAGUCUCUACGUCGAUAACUGGAAAGACACAAGACUGUAAAAACCAGCAAGGAUUGUGUCAACCUCUCCGGUUUACCUUCUCUUUUUAUUGCAUUCAUAUUUUAAAGACUGAUUUCUGAAGUCAGGGUUUGAUGAUGUCUGUUCUGUGGAUUGUUUAAUGAACCUAAUAUAUAUUUUUCUGGGUGGAGUUGUUCAUUCGACACUAACUCAUUAUGUGCAAUAUAUCGUAAAACUGUAAUGAUUGUAAAAUUGUUAAUUAAAGGUCAAAAAAACAUUUGUCAA
This is a messenger RNA of Anarrhichthys ocellatus (wolf-eel), 5456 nucleotides long. It is a transcript of the gene apol1, whose product is annotated as apolipoprotein L, 1. Gene Ontology annotation, cellular component: extracellular region; membrane. Lineage: Eukaryota; Metazoa; Chordata; Actinopteri; Perciformes; Anarhichadidae. Bases 674 to 3739 code for a protein of 1021 amino acids. Gene Ontology annotation, molecular function: lipid binding. The transcript is spliced from 35 exons. Gene Ontology annotation, biological process: lipoprotein metabolic process; lipid transport. The record is from RefSeq and is a predicted model, not a curated record.